Molecule: messenger RNA, 1060 nt
Organism: Hyaloscypha bicolor E
Lineage: Eukaryota; Fungi; Ascomycota; Leotiomycetes; Helotiales; Hyaloscyphaceae
Exons: 3
Coding region: 189-818 (209 amino acids)
Source: RefSeq, a predicted model, not a curated record
AUCUUCUUUAGGCUUCAGAGAACCAGGGUUCUUCCCCUGCGGGAGGAACCGCGGUGGUACUCCAUUGGAGGGUCCUCCCUCGAACCCAGCGUGGGAAGAUGACGAGAGAAACCCCUCACCAGCCCGCUUGAGGAUUGGGUCCCGAAUAUGGGAAUCCAGUGUUAGGCCUUUGAACCGUUUCUCACACCAUGGGUCGACCACAAUUCUUUUCCCCCGAGGGAAUAGCACGAACAAUCGCCGAAGCUGAAGCUGAAGCAAGCAUUUCCGCUCCAAGAUCGCAAACCGCUCGACGGAAUUCCCUUCAUGAGGAGGCAGAAAGGCUGCUCCCUCAAGCUCGAUCUGAGGUGCAGCAGAACCAAACCAGCAACACUGGCAAUGCUUUAGCACGGAUGCGGAGAGAGCCUGGAGCACAACCCGAGCCCCAGUUGCCAAGUGCGGGGGGUUUUGCUGAAUUGUCGCGCUUUUUAGAACGUCCCGAGGAAUCUCAGGAAGACGGCUUACUAUCGUCGAGACCAGGCCGUAGAGCCCCCUCACACACGCCUUCUGCAUCGACCGUCAGUCGCCAUGUUCAAUCAUCUACCGGACCGGAGAGCGCCACUACAUAUUGGCAGCGCCCACAAUAUGCCCACGCUUUGCCAUCGUUCGGCCCAACACGACGACCUGUUGAAGAAGACAUUCCUGUGGACGUUCUGGUGCAUUACUUUAGAAGCAGUGCGAGACGAUGUCCCCGUGUUCGGCACCAAGAGAACGGAAAUUCAACCUUACACCUCCGGACCUCUCAACUGAGGGAAAGCCUCCGAGCCACUGGCUAUAGAUAGUGGGAAUAACAAUAAAGUUCCACAGCCACACCAACAGCAACGACAGCUGCCCAACCAGCCAAUCCACAAUCCGGCCAUGCGGUGACCUACUCCGCUGAAAGAAAACUGCCUAUACUACCAGCCGUUGCUCCAAUCAACUUGAACAAUGUGUCGACGCCGCAAAUACCAUUUGCCUCCGUGGAACUCUACCCAGUCGGCGAGAAUAGAAGGCCACAAGAGAUAUCGCCAUUCAGCAACCACCA